AUGGAACAUUCGUCCCCGUUGGCUGCUAUGCAGCCCCCGUCCGUCCUCUUCGGACACUGUUUUCGUUCGGAUGCCCCGACGUCCUAUCCUUCGUUUGGAUCCGUGGCCGCUCUGAGUCCCAACCGGUUCAACUUCAAAGACUUGUCCAUGAAACGGGCCCAUGGCGCCGACUACUUUAACGUGAAACCGGUCCGGGGCUCGUCGCCCACCGCGAGUUUGGCCGCCGAUUUGUCUCAGAACUUUCACAUCGACCAAAGCCCUCAGUUGGCCACGCCACGCCGGUCUUUGUUCUCGUCGAAUCUCUUUGGCAAUGGCAAUCGGAAUGAGGAGACGAUGACAACGCCUCCGUUGCCCUCGUCGUCACCCGCCCCAGCCAUGGACAUAAUGGAAAUGUCCCCCUUGCCGCAUAAGCCGCCAUUCAAUAUCACGGAAGUUGAGAUCAGCACCCCUACCUUGGACGUCUCUCCCAUGGACUCGCCCAUGGAGCCCUCUCCAUCGAGUCCGCUGCAGGAUUCUCCCUUGGUGCCGCACAAGGAUGCCCAGCAAGAGAGAAAGCGCCCAACUUUUCUACGCCCCAGCUUAGCGCGGAGCAAGGCACAGUCCUUUCAGCUCGGAAUGGCCAGACCCGCCCCAGAGAGUCAGGCGCCGCCGUUCAGAUUCCAAAGCCGAGGAACCACCAGGACGACCCUGAGCACGUCGGCUUCAUUGGAGGACAUGUUUGGCGAGUCACCCCAGCGGGAACGACCCCUGUUGCGAAACCAUUCAUCCGGCGGAUUGGCUGCAACUGGUCGGCUGCGACCCCCGUUUGGAAGCUCCGGCAGCCAUGUCCGUGGAAAUGGUUCUCCUUCCGCGGCGUCGAUUCGCAAAAGCUGCCACCCGACGAUGCGCCCCCGUAAGCAGUGCCGACGUUCGUUGAGCAUGUUUGAGCACCCGGACGAUGUGAUUCAUGAGAAAGAGGCUUCUUUAAAUUCAAAUGCACCACUCCAGUCGAUUUGGGAAAUCGACAACACUCCGAGCCUUCAGCUUCCUCACUUCAUUCCCGAGGACCAGGCCGACACAUUGCCUCGCAUCAAGAAGGACAUCUUGGUGGAACUCAUGGACGGAAAGUUCAACGACCGGUUCGACAACAUCAUGAUCAUCGACUGCCGUUUCGAGUAUGAAUACGAAGGCGGGCAUAUCAAUGGCGCACUCAACUACAACGACAAGGAGUUUUUGGCCGAACAGCUAUUCGCCAGUCCCCAGCCCCGGACGGCUCUGGUUCUGCAUUGCGAGUAUUCUGCGCAUCGGGCUCCUAUCAUGGCCAAGUACAUUCGCCACCGGGAUCGUGCCUAUAACGUCGAUCAGUACCCGCAACUCAGCUACCCGGACUUGUACAUCCUGGAAGGGGGGUACAGCGCUUUCUUUGCUGAGCAUCGUGCGCUCUGUUUCCCUCAAAACUAUGUUGAGAUGAACGCCAAGGAGCAUGAAUACGCCUGUGAGCGUGGCCUCGGGAAGGUCAAACAACGUUCGAAGCUGAGUCGAGCUCAGACCUUUGCUUUCGGUGACCAUUCGCCCCAGAUGGAGGAUAGCCCAACUGGGCGAUGCCGCAACAUGGGUGAUCGCCCGCGGUUAUUGGGAUCUCCCUUUGGCGAAAGUCCUGGAUCUGCCCGCUUUCCCGGCCGUCGCAUGCUCUCUUACUAA
Aspergillus terreus NIH2624 is the source of this 1680-nucleotide messenger RNA. RefSeq names its product putative tyrosine protein phosphatase MIH1 (gene nimT). Bases 1 to 1680 code for a protein of 559 amino acids. Gene Ontology annotation, biological process: protein dephosphorylation; G2/M transition of mitotic cell cycle; positive regulation of G2/MI transition of meiotic cell cycle. Gene Ontology annotation, molecular function: protein tyrosine phosphatase activity. Gene Ontology annotation, cellular component: nucleus; cytoplasm. The record is from RefSeq and is a predicted model, not a curated record. NCBI's taxonomy places the organism in Eukaryota, Fungi, Ascomycota, Eurotiomycetes, Eurotiales, Aspergillaceae. The transcript is spliced from 4 exons.